This is a messenger RNA of Penaeus monodon (black tiger shrimp), 2643 nucleotides long. RefSeq names its product epidermal retinol dehydrogenase 2-like. NCBI's taxonomy places the organism in Eukaryota, Metazoa, Arthropoda, Malacostraca, Decapoda, Penaeidae. The record is from RefSeq and is a predicted model, not a curated record. Gene Ontology annotation, cellular component: lipid droplet. Gene Ontology annotation, molecular function: oxidoreductase activity, acting on the CH-OH group of donors, NAD or NADP as acceptor.
GCAACGACGAGACGGUGCGCCAGGUGUCGGCGGCCGGAGGCGAGUGCUGGGCCUACACCGUCGACCUCUGCGACCGCCACUCCAUCUACAAGGUCGCCGCCAGAGUCAAGGAGGAGGUUGGCAAGGUGGACAUCCUGGUGAACAACGCCGGCAUCGUGACGGGCAGGAACUUCAUCGACUCGCCCGACGAACUCAUCCUGAAAACGUUCGAAGUCAACACCCUAAGCCACUUCUGGACCAUCAAGGCCUUCCUCCCUGAUAUGAUUUCUGCCAACAAGGGUCAUGUGGUUACUGUGGCCUCUUUGGCUGGCCUAUCUGGGGUCAACAAGCUCACCGACUACUGUGCUUCCAAGUUUGCUGCUGUGGGCUUUGACGAGAGUCUGCGGCUCGAGCUAAUGGUUGAAGGACAUAAAGGAGUCCACACUACAGUUGUGUGUCCAUACUAUAUUAGCACUGGAAUGUUUGAUGGAGUGAAAUCAAGUCUGUUUCCAAUUUUAAAGCCGGAUUAUGUGGCCUCUGAGACAAUAGACGGCAUCUUGCUAAACCGCUACACUGUCAUCCUGCCUUCCUUCUGCAGAUUGAUGAUUCUUUUGAAAUACAUCCUUCCAUUCAAGGGGGCUUACCAAAUCUACAAGGCAUGUGGAGGACACAUUUCCAUGGAUGGUUUCCAGGGUCGCAGCAAGGACUUGCAGCAGCAGCUCAAGAUGACCAAUGGACCAGAGAAGCAGAAGCCUCAAGGAACCCCAGAGGUGUAAAAGUGUAGUAUAUUGAUGAGGUAUUUUUUUAUGUCAAUCUUUCCCCGUAGGAUGUUAGUAAUAAUAUGUACAGAUUUGUCUUUUUUACUUUUGGAAACAAAAUAAAUAAAUUAAUGAAUAGGAAGUAAUUUAAGCUGCAUCAGCUCUUAUACAGAUCACCUCAAACAUGUUUAUAAUGCCAAGGCUUGGGUGUUUUGGCAGGAUUUUUUUUUUUUUUUUUUUUUUUAUUAGUAAUAAUAUUUUACUUCCAUUUAUUUUUUUCCAGACUUGGAUUAUGAUGAUUGUCAUGCAAGUCUCUUAAUGCUAUUUCAGAAAUAUAAGUAGUGAUUCUUUCAUGGAAUAAUUCUGGUGUCCUUUUUAUAUUAACCAAAAUGAGGAUGCAGCUACUACAGAUAUCACUGAAUAUAAAAAUCAAUUGCAGGCUAUAGGUAACUUUCUUUAGUUAAUUCCUGUGACUGUUUCUUGUCAGGCUUCUUGUAUCAGAAAAUAUCUGUACCAUGAAACAUAUAGUUCAUUGUUUUAUUCUUACAUGAUGUAAUAUACAAAAUCACAUCUGAAAUAAAUCUAGGUCAUUUUUAUCAAUUUUAGAAGAUCAUGAAUUUCAGGAAUUAAUUUUUAAAAUUUUGUAAUAUAGAUUUAUAUUACAUCUGUUAUUUUCAAACUUGAAAUGUUUUUUUACAAUCAGUUUUUCUAUAUAUGGAAAACUGUAUUGAAAAUGCAUUUUGUGAAGUGUUAUAUUUUUUCUGCCAUCCGCAUGUUUCUAUAUCACUCCUCAAAUUGAAGGAAAUAGGAAAAUAAUACUACUAAUAAUAGCAAUAAUAGUGAUCAUGGUGACAGUAAGAGUAAUCUUUAUUCCACUUAAUACUAAGUGUAUAAAAAGUAAUGUAAGUUACAAGUGUUUGGAGAAUGUGUCAUAUUAAAAAAGAAAGAAAGAAAAACAUUAUAAAUUUGAAAUUAAAACAAAAAAGAAACAGAUAAAUAUAUAGAACAAAGAAAGUAAAAAAAGAAAGAAAAAUAGAAUACAAAGAAAAGAGAGCCAUACUAAAAAAGAUGCUUUUAUAUAGCAUUUUAUUGAUCAAAGUACAGUAGAAAAAAAGAAUGGAAUCAGAAGUUAUAUGGUUAUCAAAUCAAUGGAAUAUUUAUCUUUAUCAUUUUAAGUGACAGUCACCUCUUGCUCUGAAUAAACCAUAUAUGUAAGCUGCAAUUUUCCAUGGUGCUAAUUCUACCACCUCAGUGUACUACUCUAUGAUAUAAAUAGUAUAUUUAAUGUAGAGUCUUUAUAAGUACCCCAUAAUGAAGUGCAGUAUGAAAAUAACAAAGGGCUUUGUAUGUCAGACAGUUAUUUUUAUUGAAGAAAAUAAAAUCAAAUUGUCUAGUGAAAGUAUUUCUUCUCAGGUCUCCUUGUUUCUCUCUUUAUGUUGUUCAUAUCAGUAAUAUUGUAUGUAUGAUCAUUGUCUUGCCUACAUGUACCAGUGUAUUGAAAUCUUCUAUUGCAUAAAAUGUGAUGCAACAGUAUUUGGUAGUGCUUGCUAAAAAUAUGUAUGUCUAAUGUCACUUAAAUGUCUCAGGUGUUACUUUGUAGGUUUGUAGUUAAUUUGACCUACACAGAAAUGUUAAACAAAUAGAACCAUUUGACAUAGGAGCAUUCAGAACUGUACCCAACAUGAAGUAUAUGCUCAGUGUAAAAGUGCCAAAAUACAAAAAUCCAUGACCUUACGUGAAUCAAUACCUUUUCUAUCAAGAAAUAAUAGCAGAAUUUGAACUUGUACAAUAAAUGACUUUGACUAUGAAAAUCUGCAGAACUGUCAAUAAAGCAUUAUUCAGGUCAUGUAAUGUUCUCGAUUUCUUUGUGUUUUUAUUACAAGCAAAAAUAUAAAGUCAGUAAAAU